Dovyalis caffra is the source of this 534-nucleotide messenger RNA. NCBI's taxonomy places the organism in Eukaryota, Viridiplantae, Streptophyta, Magnoliopsida, Malpighiales, Salicaceae. The record is from the annotation of a GenBank genome assembly.
AUGGCAGAACAGGUCACAACAAUGCUGAUCAAGGUUGACCUUGAAUGUGAGAAAUGCCAAAAGAAAAUCAAGAAAGUACUGUGUAAAAUCCCUGAAAUUCAAAGCCAAACGUAUGACCAGAAGGCAAACACAGUGACAAUAACUGUGGUGUCUUGCUUUCCUGAAAAGAUCAUGAAAAAGAUACGCUGCAAAGGAGGUGAAGCUGUCAAAUGCAUUCAAAUCAAGGUACCAGAGAAGCCGCCGGUUCCAACCGCAGAUAAAAAACAUACACCUGGAAAACCAGACAAAACCCCAUCUCCUGAACCGGUUACAGGGCACCCAGCACGGAUCUACCUAAAGGCAUGUUGUAGUGAAUGCUAUCAAGGGUUUGGUGGAGGUCCAUGUUAUCAUGGCCAUGGUAGGCCAACACCCCAAUGUUAUGGAAGGCCAGUGUAUGGUAGCUGGGGUGGUGGUAGUUGUAGCUGCCGAAGUAGGGGUUACUAUGUGUGUAGAUGUGAAUAUGUUUGUGAAAAUGAUCCCUGCACAAUCAUGUAA